AUCCAGCCUGUUUGACGUUCCACCGCUUCUUUCAUUUCCAGCUUUGCCGCUAAUCUCCAUUUUCUUCUUCAGGCCCGACACACAGGAAAAGGGGAUUAAACUCGUGAAGCAAAAAUGAAUGAAGAAUACGACGUUAUCGUUUUGGGAACUGGACUUACGGAAUGCAUCCUGUCAGGGAUCAUGUCUGUGAAGGGAAAGAAGGUCCUGCACAUGGACAGGAACUCGUACUACGGCGGAGACAGCGCCUCCAUCACCCCUCUGGAGGACCUGUACAAGCGCUUCAGCUUGCCCGGUACCCCUCCAGAGUCGAUGGGGAAAGGUCGUGACUGGAACGUGGACCUCAUCCCCAAGUUCCUCAUGGCAAACGGCCAGCUUGUGCGCAUGCUGCUGAUCACACAGGUGACGCGUUACCUGGACUUCAAAGUGAUAGAGGGCAGCUUUGUCUACAAGAAGGGCAGCAUCUACAAAGUGCCCUCCACCGAGACUGAGGCUCUGGCCUCCAGCCUGAUGGGGCUGUUUGAGAAGAGACGGUUCCGGAAAUUUCUGGUUUUCGUAGCCAACUUUGAUGAGAACGAUCCCAAAACUAUGGAGGGUGUGGAUCCCAAAAAGACUACCAUGCGUGAGGUUUACAAGAAGUUUGACUUGGGGCAGGAUGUCAUCGACUUUACAGGCCACGCCAUUGCACUCUACCGCACAGAUGAUUAUCUGGAUCAGCCCUGCCUAGACACAAUAAAUAGGAUUAAGUUGUACAGUGAGUCCUUGGCGAGAUAUGGGAAGAGCCCCUAUCUUUACCCACUGUAUGGUCUGGGAGAACUGCCUCAGGGCUUUGCCAGAUUAAGUGCCAUCUAUGGAGGAACCUACAUGCUCAACAAGCCAAUUGAAGAGAUCAUUGUAGAGAAUGGCAAAAUAGUGGGCGUCAAAUCUGAGGGAGAGAUUGCCCGCUGUAAACAGCUGAUUUGUGACCCCAGCUACAUCAUGGACCGGGCCAAGGUCGUCGGCAAGGUGAUCCGAGUCAUCUGCAUCUUAAGCCACCCCAUUAAGAACACCUCAGACUCCAACUCUUGCCAGAUCAUCAUCCCUCAGAACCAGGUCAACAGGAAGCACGAUAUCUACGUGUGCAUGAUCUCGUAUGCACACAACGUGGCAGCGCAGGGUAAAUACAUCGCCAUCGCCAGCACCACUGUGGAGACUAACGACCCUGAGAAGGAAAUUAAACCAGCUUUGGACCUGCUGGAGCCUAUCGAGCAGAAAUUUGUGAGCAUCAGUGAUCUCUAUGCUCCAACCGACUUGGGAACUGAUAGCCAGAUCUUCAUCUCUCGCUCCUACGAUGCCACGACCCACUUCGAGACCACCUGCGAUGACAUCAAGGACAUCUACAAGCGUAUGACUGGCACAGACUUUGACUUUGCCGAGAUGGAGCGCAAGAAGAACGACAUCUUUGGCGAUGGGGGUGACCAGUAACUGAGCUCUUAACAUUGUUGAAUAUCAGAUAUUCAGAGGAUGGUAAUCUUUAAGGAAAAAAAAAAAAGAAAAUUUGGAAAAAAAAAUGGUAACCAAAAUGGGCUAGCUGAUUCUCUCAAAAGAGUUUUUUUUUUUUUUUCUUUCCAUAAAGGAAUUUCAUGUAUACAGUUACAGAUUUAGCAUUUAAAAGGGGAGAUGGGUCAGGCCGUCUGCUUUGUAUAAUCAGGUUAUGAGACAUAUUGCACUGAUUGUUGGUUGAUGUCCUGUAUUCAGUUGCCAUCAUUGUGUUUUCACCCUGUUCACACAGGGAGGGCAUUUAGUCCAAAGAUGCCAAAUCAUCGGAUGUUCUCAAGUGAUAUAAAGGCACAAGUAACAGAGUGAAUUAAAAACAAAGAAGCAGAAGUAUUUUUUUAUAAUUAUGUACAAAAACUUACAGAUGGCCUCUCAAACAGAGGUGUCAAAAGUUUGCUUGAUUUUAAGCUGCAAUUACCAGCUUUUAAUGCCAACCUCAUAAGAUUCAAUACAUUGUAUUUUCUUACAGAUUGGUGCUUUUACUAGUUACGGCAAUGUAGCUAGCAAUAUGUCCAAACCUUGCUUUGCAAAUGUAAGGGACGUGUCAAGAACACCAAAUUCAUAUAACCUCUUCCUUUAAUAAUGCUUAUCCAAUCGCUGAUAAUAUAAACAUUUAUACAAAUGAGGAUUAUAUAUAUAUACAUAAUACAAAUGAAGACUUUGGCAUAACUGUUAAUAGGGAUGGGAGUCUAUGGGGGUUUUGCAGCUUUUGCCUUUACAUCUCUGUUAAGAGGCAGUGUGUGAUUCUUGGGCCACUCAUAUACAUCAUAGGUUAAUAGAAAAUAUACUUAAAUGAUUAGCUCCAACCUUCCUGAAAAUUACACAUUUUUUGCACAUUUUAGUUUGUGUGGCAAUUAUUACCUUCAAAAAGCCUCUAGCGUCUGUAACUGACUCCAGGUUGGAAAUGAGCAAUAAAGUAGUGCCAAGAGGGUUUUUAGAAGAGGUAACAUUUGCUCUGUAUUGAUCCUUUUAAAAGCAGUUUUUCAGUCAUUCUACACCCCGUAGAAGCCUUUUGGAGGUAAUUUUUAAAACACUAAAGUGUACACAAAAUGUUUUUGAUGAAAAUGUCAGACUUUUCUUUAACGUUAGACUAUGAAGCUGCUUGAACACUGUGCUCUUAUUUUAGCAGCCGAGAGAAAAAGCUCUUGAAAACACAUGAGAAAAGUGGCCUAGUUCUCCUUUAUAUCUCUUUUGCUUUAGAAAGGACCAAAUGUCUACUGCAGUAUUGACAUGGCAGGGGCCCUGUGCAAAAUGUCACCAGUGUUUUAAUGAACGGAAGAACUGUGCUGAGCAGAUGGGGCUCAUAUAAUUUCUGUACUGCUUAAGUAAAAACAUUAAGUAAAAACGUGUGAAAUCA
This is a messenger RNA of Pangasianodon hypophthalmus (striped catfish), 2890 nucleotides long. RefSeq names its product GDP dissociation inhibitor 2 (gene gdi2). The transcript is spliced from 11 exons. Gene Ontology annotation, biological process: protein transport; small GTPase-mediated signal transduction; vesicle-mediated transport. The coding region runs from base 115 to 1461 and encodes 448 amino acids. Gene Ontology annotation, cellular component: cytoplasm. Lineage: Eukaryota; Metazoa; Chordata; Actinopteri; Siluriformes; Pangasiidae. Gene Ontology annotation, molecular function: Rab GDP-dissociation inhibitor activity. The record is from RefSeq and is a predicted model, not a curated record.